GGCUUCUCUUAUUUAUACUUUACCAAUUGGAGAAUUCUUUCUCUUCUUCUCCUCAUCUCUCUUCCAUCUUCCAUCAUCCAUCAUCAAUCUCACCCUUCGUCAAGAAAAAGAAAAAAAAGAGAGAAACAUCCCACCUACACGAUAAGGAAAAAAAAAAGCUCGCCACAAUGGCCCCCUCCGAAGACGGCGUCAUCCCCUCACACAAGCGAUCCCAAGACGUAGCGAGCAUUUCUGGCUCGUCUUCCAGCAGCGACGACUCGGCCCGUCGCAGAAAGCGUCGCGAGCGCAAGGAGCGCAAGAGGAAGAAUGGCGAGACUGCUGCUGUAGCUGCUGUCAACGGCGCAAAGCCCAAUGCCUUUUCGCAGCGUCGCAACAGCUUGGCUAAAGCUUCCCGAGACCCCCGCGAUGAGCCCAUCCCCAAGAAGCGCCGCGCCUCUGCUGUUCCCGAGGAGGGAACCGCUGUUGUCAAGGCCAGCAGAUCGCCCAGUCCUGUGAUUGACUUUGACGGUCUCAGCAGACCCAGCCGUGGAACACGAGAGCGUCGGGAGGAGACGGAGGAGCAGCAGGUCGAGCGACUGGAUCGCAUGCGAGGUGCUGUGCGCACUCUGCUCGAAUGCGUCGGCGAGGAUCCCGACCGAGAGGGUCUUCUCGAUACACCUUCGCGCUACGCAAAGGCGCUUCUGUUCCUGACCAAGGGAUACCAGGUCAAUGUCGAAGACAUUGUUAACAACGCUCUGUUCAGAGAAGGACACAGCGAGAUGGUCAUUGUCAAGGACAUUGAAGUCUUUUCUCUCUGCGAACACCAUCUCGUACCAUUCACAGGCAAGAUGCACAUCGGCUACAUCCCCAACGAGACCGUUAUCGGCCUUUCCAAGCUCCCCCGAAUCGCCGAGAUGUUUGCCCGCCGUCUUCAGAUCCAGGAGCGCCUGACCAAGGAAGUCGCCCACGCCAUCAUGGAGAUCCUCAAGCCCCAGGGUGUCGCCGUGGUCAUGGAGUCGAGCCACCUGUGCAUGGUGAUGCGCGGCGUCGAAAAGACCACCACCAGCACCAUCACCAGCUGCGUUCUCGGCUGCUUCGAGCGCAAGUCCAAGACGCGCAACGAGUUCCUCAACCUCAUCGGUAUUAACAAGAGAUAAGAGGAGGGGGGACACUACACACAGUCCAAAGCAAUUCUUCAACAUGCUCACGAUGGAAAAUAACUAUAAACCUAUGAAGCAACGCAACAUUCACCAUGUAUAGGAAGGGUACUUGUCUAUCAGUCUAGUCUGUCAUUUACCCAGGGUACCAUCACCUUUUGAUUAUCUGCAUUUUUCGGCGUUUACGGUCAGGUUUGGGGUGUUUUCUCCUUUGCGGGACGGUUUGGGGCACAGAGAGAAAGAGACCGUGUCUUCAACAUAUCCAGGUCUAGGUUGUCAUCAAAUAUUGGAAAACAGGCGGGUAGAAGCGUUCAUUAGGUAGCCAUUGUCCCAUUUAGAUACGUCCGGGCUCAACGCCCUGGAGAGAAAAAAAAAACAUCACGUUUCUUAGAAUGUUUGCAAGUGAUUGUCAUUAUUCACAUUAACUAACUUAAGGCUCAGUCGCAAUGUAUACAAAGUCAAAUGAAUCGACGACAGACCGACUCGAAUCCUCAGAUGACACUCCGCCGCCAGACGCCCCGUCUUAAACAUCUGAUGCAUACGACGUAUUUAGUAUAGAAACGAAUUUUGGCUCACAAACACCUAAUUGCACUGGCCUCCCGUGACGCCGUUCCUUCUGGUAUUUUUUUAGCCGAAUAAGAACGCCCUGCACCAAUAUUACCCUCAAAGAAGCUCACUCUCCAUCAAGCAAAGCAUCCAUGCCGUUCCUCUCCUUCUCCAAUGAUGCUGUAGUCAUUCUGACGUCUCCGUUGUCAUUUCUUUUGUCGUCUUCUUCAUCUUGAUUUGUCAUCUCCUUGAACAUCUGAUCCACGUUGCCUUCAUCUUGCCUCAUCAUGUCCUCAUCUAUCGGAUUAGACAAGCGUCUGCCGGCGUCACUUAUGGAACCGCGCCCACGACUCCACACAUUGGGGCCCCAAAGUCUCUCGGCUUGCUUUCGGCCCAGCUCGGUUCUUGAAAGGAUUUCCAAGGCCUUGCUCCUUUCAGAAUCCGUUUGGAUGCUGAUACCUUCCUCUUGGCCUUGGAGAAGUCUUUCCUCCAAAGACAUUGAGGAGACGUCAGCAACCAGCUGUGGUCCGCCGACUCCCAGUGGUCCAAGAUGUAACCCGUUGUCAAGGUUAAUGGAGUUGUCCCUGGUGCGGCCCGAGGAGUGAGACUCUCGGCGUUCAGCAUGUCCAGAGCUGGAAGGGCUUCCAACUUCACCAGGUCGCGAGUAAUAUGGUGCCCCACCGUACCCUCCAGCUCCUGUCGGCGGUGGUGGAAAGGAGCCUGGUUGGGAAUUUGCUGCUGCUGCCGCCGCUGC
Molecule: messenger RNA, 2436 nt
Organism: Fusarium graminearum PH-1
Lineage: Eukaryota; Fungi; Ascomycota; Sordariomycetes; Hypocreales; Nectriaceae
Exons: 4
Coding region: 168-1136 (322 amino acids)
Biological process (GO): tetrahydrofolate biosynthetic process; tetrahydrobiopterin biosynthetic process
Cellular component (GO): cytoplasm
Molecular function (GO): GTP cyclohydrolase I activity; zinc ion binding; GTP binding
Source: RefSeq, a predicted model, not a curated record